GGUACCGAUGUACUUUGGCUUAAACUCACAAGGACUUUGCCAACACCACUAAUAAGUAACACACAGGCUAUUACCACAGAGAUGUCUAAUCCUGAGGCCUUUGAGACUACACUGGUGAAUGGAGACCAGGAGGCGGAGGAGACGGGGCCACUUCAUAUCAGGAGGCUGGAGGAUGCACUGCGGGAGGCUACAUCUGAACUUGGCGUCCAAAGGAAACAUUUCCAAUGCCUUCAGAAGGACUUUCAGUUCAAUCUCAAACUGUUAAAAGAACGGGAUUCUGCACUGGAGCAUUACGAUGCUGUGGUUUCCACAUUUCAGGCUAAUGAUUGCACAAGACAAAGGGAAGUGAGUGAGUUGCAUUUACACAUCAACAAACUCCAAGAUGCCCUGAUACAAGAAAAGAGACAGUGCACAGAGUUGCAAGUCUCACACCAGCAGAAGAUGGCAGAGUUGCAUUUGCACGUAACUACAAUAUGUUGCGAAAAGAAUGAAGAAAUUCAGAGGCUGAAGGAGGAUAAUGAAAGCCUGAAAAGCAGACUAUCACUGACAUCACAAGAAACAGAAGGAAUUCUUUCACUGCAAAAACAGGAAAUGAUGGCAACAUUUGACACUGAAAUGAAAAAACAAGAAUGUGAAUUCAACCUGAGGAUAAAAAGCAUGAGCAGUGAGGUUCUUUCGCAAAAACUUAAGGUGGAGUUAAUGAAUAAAGAGCUGGAGGCGCAUGCGAAAAGUAAGAGUGAAGUCCUACAGGCGUUACACGCUUCAGAGGAACAGUGCCAUCAGGCUAAUAAAGAGGUCCAACAGAGAGACAUUGUCCUGAUGAAUACCAUCGCAAUGAAAGAUGCAAGAAUACAGGAGCUGAAGGAUCAACUGAGACAGGCCGAGGACAAGCAUAACAGGGAAGAAGAAAAUGCCAGAAGAAAGUUUGCGAUGUUGGAUAGCAAUUAUCGAGAGAGGGAGAUGACAUUGGCUGAGAAGCAGGACAUCCAUGCCAAGCAGGUCUGUGAAGUAGAGGCCCGGAGGAGAGAGAUGGAGACGCAGCUGAACACUUUACUGGAGGAGAAGACCACCCGAGAGGAAAGCCACAAUAGGCAACUGCAGCAAAAGGACCAAGAGAUUCUGGAGCUUCGUCAAGAACUUGAAGCAACAAAGUGCAGCUGGGAUAUGUACAUCACCAAGAUGUCUAAGGACAUGGUUGUUAAAGACACGGAACUACUGACUGCACAAGAACAAGAAACUAAACUGAAAACCAAACUGGAUAGAUGCAAUGAAGAUAUUAAGAGAUACAAGCAGCAGCUAGCCAGUGGACUGAAUCGUGAACAGUCUUUGGAGCAGAGAGUGGUACAGUUGGAGUUGGAUUGCAGAAAGCGCUGUGAACAAGGCAAGGGAGACUCACAGCCAAUUCAUGACAUCAGUCCUCCCUCCUCCUCGGACACAUGUGAACUACAGAAGCAGAAUGCUAGUCUACGCGGUGUCAUUGCGGAGAUGAGAAAGGAGAUGGAAACGCUGGUCAGGCAAAUACCAGUUCCAGCUACAGUCAAUCAGAAAUUGAACAAGGAAACACAAACAGACAUGACAGACACUGUCAUUACCAAGAAGGAACACAAGAGGGAAGUGGAGGUCAGAUGUUCUGCCGUUGGUGACAUGGGAAAAGAAUCUUCAGCUCCCUCUGAGAGCCUUGUGAAUCGUGUCAGAAGUCGUGAAGACACUACCAUGAGUAGAUUGCAAGUGGAAAACAAGACCAGUGUUGCAGCACCAAAGGGAAAACAAGCCGGGAUAGUGUUAACAGACAAUGCCGUCACCCACUAUCUGCAACGGGGUAUGGCUGUGAAAGGCUCAACGCUUCCCGACAAACUCAGACAAGCAGUGUGGUUGAUGUCCCGACUUGGCAGAGAAAAACAGCAGCUAAUUGAGCUUGGCAACAGUCUUCGUGCACAACUUUGCAAUGCGGAGGUGAAACCUGACAAAGGUUUGAUGCAAGGCGGCAGUGAUCUGUCUACGCUGGAACUUCUGCAAUAUCAACUCACCUCUCAGGAAUUACAGUAUGCCCAGAGAGAUCAUAGCAGCCUGGCACCAACCAAGAAUGCCCCGUGUUUCUCAGAAAACCAACAUGAAGGCAAACAUAAUCAAGCCAAACAAAGUUAUAUUGGACAGAGCACUGGAAGCAGACAAGCAAACAGUCCCACUUUGUGGACUACCGAUAGUUCCCUGACAAUUCCAUCAGUUCACCUGACAUCCUCACUCAACACAGAUGCGUCUUUGCAAGAUGUUUGGCAAAUACUGGAAAAUGGUUCGAGUCCAUCCAUUAGAACACCUAACGGAAGUGCAGACUAAGGAGAUAUUCAAAAUGGGAUAAGUGUGGUGUGGAAGGAG
Molecule: messenger RNA, 2373 nt
Organism: Engraulis encrasicolus (European anchovy)
Lineage: Eukaryota; Metazoa; Chordata; Actinopteri; Clupeiformes; Engraulidae
Gene: ccdc57
Product: coiled-coil domain containing 57
Exons: 18
Coding region: 82-2334 (750 amino acids)
Biological process (GO): cilium assembly; microtubule nucleation; centriole replication
Cellular component (GO): spindle microtubule; centriole; centriolar satellite
Source: RefSeq, a predicted model, not a curated record